UGUAAUUGUUUUCACUGGAGGUGCUCUUUCCUUUAGUAACUGUGUUAAAAAGUCUUAUGUUCCACUUUGCAACACCGUGUCUGAAACUUAAUUGAAUGCAGUUUCUUUUUCUGGAGGCUUCAGAUGCAUCUGUCUUCGAGAAAUAACCAGCUGUAAUGUAAUAAAUCAUCAUUAGUCAAGAUGUCUUCAGCACCAGAGUCUCCCGGCUUUAAAAAGGAACCACCCAAAGAGAAAGACUUUAAAAACCCAGGGCUCAGAGGAGUCCGCACGACAACCUUAUUUCGGGCUGUGAAUCCAGAGCUCUUCAUUAAACCCAACAAACCUGUAAUGGCUUUUGGACUGAUAACCCUUUCCCUUUGCGUGGCUUAUAUUGGUUAUCUACAUGCAUCCCAGGAGAAUACAAAGGAUCUCUACGAAGCUAUUGAUAGUGAGGGACACAGUUAUAUGAGGAGGAAAACAUCUAAAUGGGAUUAACAGUGCUGGAUGCUGCAGACGGAGCUUUGCUAAAGGCCCUGAAAUCUUCUAAUGGAAGACUUUGUGAGUGCACAGUAUCAUGCUCCUUGUUCUAGAAUGUGUUAAUGAGGAAGGAAGGUAGCAGUUGUGAACGGGCCACUAGACUACAUCUCAUCCUGCAGCCCUUACCCCAUUCUUUGUUCACAGCAAGAGCUUCUCAAUAUUUUUCUUUCAUGAAGUCCUUGUAUGAAAGUGCCAUUAAGAAUGGAAGUUGUUUUUGUGAAUUAACUUCUAUAUAAUAAAAAUAUAGUGCCGGUGCUGUUAAA
Molecule: messenger RNA, 779 nt
Organism: Herpailurus yagouaroundi (jaguarundi)
Lineage: Eukaryota; Metazoa; Chordata; Mammalia; Carnivora; Felidae
Gene: SMIM8
Product: small integral membrane protein 8
Exons: 3
Coding region: 181-474 (97 amino acids)
Source: RefSeq, a predicted model, not a curated record